AUGGCUGCCUUGACUUACGCCAUUCGCAAAUUGCCGUGGAUCUGGAUGUGGGAGGUAUUCAUCCCAGUUCUCGCAGCUCCUGUUGUUGUUUUCCUACUGCUUUUGCGGAUGGGCUUGUGGAGGUUACGUGCCGUCUAUGAUCAAUCCAACAUCCCACUCUCUGUAACCGCCCGUUCGAAUGGGGCUAGUGGACUUGAUACCGAAGGACACGACACCCUCGGGGAACUCCAAUUCUCCCCUCGUGUUUGGGGUACCCCAGGUUUCACCUGGAAUUCCACCGACUGCGGCACCUGUUGGGAGCUCUCGUAUACUGAUGCGACCCGGACUACUAGGGCAGUCAUAGCCACUGCUGCUGAUGUCUUUGCGGGAUGUGAUGACAAGUUAUUUGAUGCGCGGCUCGCCAUAGCUUAUCGUGCUGGUUCUAGGGGUCUGUUCGGUAAGACCGUCGCUACUGCGUUUCAAGGUGGUAUGUAAUCUGUCCGGCCCGUAUUACAAACCUUCCUCGCCGGCAAACUUCCCAAGUGCACACACGCGCAAUCUUUUAAGGUCCGUGGGCCGUAGGUACAUCCCGUCUUAACAGAUAUUCAGAAACUGUUUGGUGUACCUGUCAGCCAGUACGCACGAUCCAAAGUAAUGACUAAGAUUGAAUGAACACACAUUUCACACAUGGUUGCAUCCCUCUUCGAUUAGCCCCUUCAAUAGGCAACAGGCCAUAACUUCAGCCGAGUGUCAAGAUUAGGCUCACCUCUAUGAGGAUACAAUACGUUUGCGCCUUCCCAUGCUAGCAUUAAAUAGCUAUAACACAAACUAAGAAAACGUUCUCUGACCGGGUUUUCACAAGCGACUUGCGAGGACCUUGUGAGUGUGGCAAAGCACAAACUCGAUGACAGGUGUGGGCUCUCCGGCCGUGCCG
Pisolithus orientalis is the source of this 913-nucleotide messenger RNA. RefSeq lists its product as uncharacterized. The record is from RefSeq and is a predicted model, not a curated record. The transcript is spliced from 4 exons. Bases 1 to 474 code for a protein of 157 amino acids. Lineage: Eukaryota; Fungi; Basidiomycota; Agaricomycetes; Boletales; Pisolithaceae.